Macrosiphum euphorbiae (potato aphid) is the source of this 1017-nucleotide messenger RNA. NCBI's taxonomy places the organism in Eukaryota, Metazoa, Arthropoda, Insecta, Hemiptera, Aphididae. The record is from the annotation of a GenBank genome assembly.
AUGUCUGGCCGCAAUAGUAAGAGACCAUCGGGGCUAAAGGUUCUGAUCCGCGACGAGCCGACAGUUGUUAACCUGCCCCGAAAUCUGGAUAAACGCACCACGAUCACGAUCGGAGACCAGGAAACUACAGUCGAGGCGAGCGACCUGCAGAAAAUUUGCGAUCUCGGACGCGGUGCCUACGGCAUUGUGGAAAAAAUGAGGCACAUACCUUCCGGCACGAUCAUGGCUGUCAAGAGGAUAGCUGCUACAGUAAACACCCAAGAGCAGAAACGACUUUUAAUGGAUCUGGAUAUAUCUAUGCGGUCGUCCGCUUGUCCACAUACAGUGCAGUUUUAUGGGGCACUAUUUAUGGAGGGUGAUGUAUGGAUAUGCAUGGAAGUAAUGGACACUUCACUGGACAAGUUCUAUGCCAAAGUGUACAAGUUUGGACGAAAGAUUCCUGAACAAAUUCUUGGACCUAUCACUGUAGCGGUUGUUAGUGCCCUUCAUUAUCUGCAUUCUCAAUUGAAAGUUAUACAUCGUGAUGUCAAGCCAUCAAAUAUUUUAAUUAAUCGUAAUGGCAAUGUAAAAAUGUGUGAUUUUGGUAUAUCCGGGUAUCUUGUUGAUUCUGUGGCCAAGACUAUUGAUGCAGGAUGUAAACCUUAUAUGGCGCCUGAACGAAUAGAUCCUACUGGAAAUCCAUCAAAUUAUGAUAUACGUAGUGAUAUAUGGAGUUUAGGAAUAUCUCUUGUGGAACUUGCUACUGGUAAGUUUCCAUAUGAUACGUGGGGCACUCCAUUUGAGCAGCUCAAACAAGUGGUCAAAGAUGAACCACCAAGGCUGUCUACUGGUAUGUUCACAUCAUACUUCGAGGAUUUUAUUUGUCAAUGUUUAAAAAAAGAUUUUCGUAGCAGACCAAAUUACUCUCAACUACUUGCCCAUCCAUUUUGUCUUGCUCACCAACAACCGCAGACAGCAUUAGUUGCAUCUUUUGUGUCUGAAAUUUUAGACUUGCCUGAUUUGCCUGUGUCAGGCUAA